AUGCCAGCAACAUUGAAACCAAGCACGAAAGAAUACACUUUAAACACCGGAGCCAAAAUUCCAGCUGUCGGGUUGGGCACAUGGAGAUCCGUCGACAACAACGAAGGUUACAAAGCUGUCGAAUUUGCUUUAAAGAAUGGCUACAGGCACAUUGACGAUGCCAAGCUCUAUGAGAACGAAGACCAAGUCGGAAAAGCUAUUAGAAAUUCAGGAAUCCCAAGAAGCGAAUUGUUUGUCACUACAAAAUUGUGGAACACCGACCAUAAGGACGUUGAGGGGGCUUUAGAUGCAUCUUUGAAACGCUUAGGCCUUGACUAUGUUGAUUUGUAUUUGAUCCACUGGCCGCAAAAUACCGACUCAAAAGUUGAUGAUCCAUCGAAAUAUGAAGACUAUGUUGAAACAUGGAAGCUGUUGCAAAAGAUUUACAAGGAGGGUGAAAAGGUUAAAGCUAUUGGAGUUGCCAACUUCACAAUCAACAAGUUGGAAAAGUUGUUGAAUGCUGACGGAGUUGAUGUUGUACCAGCAAUCAAUCAAGUGGAGACUCACCCAUUGCUCAACCAUGAGAAGUUGAUUGACUAUUUAAAGAGCAAAAACAUUUGCUUGACUGCUUACUCGCCAUUUGGUUCUGACAAGGCUCCAGUUUUGGAGAACAAGGUGGUUAAAGAGCUUGCUCAAAAGAAUGGUGUUGAUCCUGGCCAGCUUCUUGUCUCCUGGGCAGUGCAGAGAGGCACAAUCGUGAUUCCCAAGUCGGUCAAUGAAAAGAGAAUUCUUUCAAACUUUGAGACAUUUACUUUACCAAAGGAGGACUUUGAAGCAUUGAACGAGUUGGAAGGAAAGGAGGGUACAAAGAGAUUCAACAAAACACCUUUCAACAUUUUUGAUGAGUAG
Lodderomyces margitis is the source of this 888-nucleotide messenger RNA. RefSeq lists its product as uncharacterized. The transcript has a single exon. Gene Ontology annotation, molecular function: oxidoreductase activity. The coding region runs from base 1 to 888 and encodes 295 amino acids. NCBI's taxonomy places the organism in Eukaryota, Fungi, Ascomycota, Pichiomycetes, Serinales, Debaryomycetaceae. The record is from RefSeq and is a predicted model, not a curated record.